UGGCACAAAUGUAUCUUUCUCACCACCUCAACCUGUGAUCCUUACACCAAAGCCAAUAAAACAAUAAUGGAGAUUUCGUAAGGUGAUUUGUCGACUGCGGUUAAAGUUUGAUGGUGCUGAUAGUUAGACAUUUAAAGCCAGAUGUUCACAGCAUUGGUAUAGUCAGGAAGGACUGCAGAACGUAGGCUGAUUUAAUAGAAUACUCAACAAGAGGCCUGUUCUGUGUACAGGAAAAUGGUGCAGAAGUCUAUUGUGGUGGGUCUUCUCUUGCUGGUGCUGGCUGCUGUUGGCACGUUUGUGGGAGUUUUCUUUGGGGUACGGGGCAAAACAUCCACAUUUGAACCGGGACUCGGUUACUUUAAGGCGGCGGUGGCUGCGGACGCUGGGCCAUGCUCAGAAAUCGGCAGGGACAUUCUAAAGAGAGGUGGUUCUGCUGUAGAUUCUGCCAUCGCUGGUCUGCUGUGCGUGGGUUUGAUGAAUGCCCACAGCAUGGGCAUCGGAGGAGGACUGUUUCUCACUAUUUAUGAUGCCAAAACAGGAAAAGUCGAAACCAUUGAUGCACGUGAGACGGCCCCAGCAAAAGCAACCAGAGACAUGUUUGGAAAUAGCACUGACCUUUCCCAGAAAGGUGGUUUGGCCAUUGCCGUUCCUGGGGAGAUACGGGGGUAUGAGUUGGCUCAUAAACGGCACGGCAAGCUGCUAUGGAAAGAGCUGUUUUUACCAAGUAUAAAACUGGCCCGGAAUGGCUUUCCUGUGGGUAGCGCUUUAGCCAGCGCAAUAAAAUCAAACAGAGGAACCAUUACGAAUGACAAGGUGUUAUGUUCUGUGUUCUGUGAUUCCACUGGCAACAUCUUGCAAGAAAACGACACCAUCACUUUUACUAAACUGGCCGACACUUACGAACUCAUAGCAGAGAAUGGGCCUGAAGCGUUCUACAGCGGACCAAUCGCUGAGAACCUCGUGAAGGACAUCAAAGCUGCAGAUGGGAUAAUAACUCUGGAGGAUCUGAGAGAUUACAAACCAGUGCUGGAUGAAACCCCCCCGACCUCUACCGUGGGUGAAUUCACAAUGGUUGCUCCCAACGCGCCAGCCAGUGGCCCAGUCCUCACGUUAAUACUCAACAUCCUGAGCGGUUUCAACUUUAGCCCAGACAGUGUCUCCACCACUGAAAAGAAAGUCCUCACCUAUCAUCGCAUAGUAGAGGCGUUCCGAUUUGCAUACGCCAAGAGGUCCGUUUUGGGGGAUCCAAGAUUUGUCAACAUCUCCGAUUUCAUCCAGAACAUCACCUCAAAGGACUACGCUGACAUGAUCCGCCACAAGAUCACAGAUAAUACGACUCAGCAAGAGAGUUACUACGAACCUGAGUUCUUCCUCCCGGAAAAUCACGGCACAUCACAUUUGUCAGUGGUGGCAGAGGAUGGUAGCGCGGUCGCUGCCACCAGCACCAUUAACCUAUAUUUUGGCUCCAAGUUUAUAUCAAAUUCAACGGGAAUUCUACUAAACAAUGAGAUGGAUGACUUCAGUUCGCCUUUGAUCACAAACAACUUUGGAGUUCCACCUUCUCCGAACAACUUCAUUGUCCCAUCUAAGAGGCCCAUGUCUUCCAUGUGUCCUGCCAUCCUGCUGGACAAAAACAAAAAAGUUAAAAUGGUGGUUGGUGCAUCUGGUGGAACGAAGAUCACCACAGCAGUCGCACAGGUCAUCUUAAAUGCACUAUUCUUUGAAUACGACCUGAAGAAGGCAGUAGUGGAUCCAAGAAUUCACAAUCAGCUCAGUCCAAACGUAACAGAGGGAGAGCCUGACUUUGACAGGGCUGUUUUGGAGGGUCUUGCCCAGAAGAACCAUGUUACAGAGGUAUCAAAGUCUACCGGUGCUGUGGUUCAGGCCGUGGUGCAGUACAAUGCUGGACUCAGCGCUGAGUCAGACCCUCGUAAGGGAGGCUAUGCAGCUGGCUACUGAUGUCCGACUCAGCGAUCCAAGUUUUCAUCCCAGCUGCAGGCAGUAGAGAUGCUAUGAGACACCUAAGGACACUUCCAUUAAAGCUGCUCUAAAACAACAAGUGCCUCUGUCAGAGAGUGAUCCAGUUGAUUUUGGUUGAAAAGAGACCAAACUGCAACUACUUUUUUACUGUACAUCUUGCCCUUGCAGUUUAGGCAUGAUGAUGAUUUCGAGCUUGAUUACACUUCCUACUGCUUGACGCAGGAAGUAGGAAUUUUAUUGGUGUGUGUUUUAUCUCUUUUGACUGCUGAUUAAACUAAUUCAUUGUGAUUUUAUUUUACAUCUGUUCUGAUAAUUACAAACCAAGGAUGUAUAAAUAUUAAUAUUGUAAAAUGUGCUACUGUGUAACUGUAUUUAUUAAAUAAAUGUUUGGCAUUUGAA
Messenger RNA from Xyrauchen texanus (razorback sucker), 2379 nucleotides. RefSeq names its product glutathione hydrolase 1 proenzyme-like. Gene Ontology annotation, cellular component: plasma membrane. NCBI's taxonomy places the organism in Eukaryota, Metazoa, Chordata, Actinopteri, Cypriniformes, Catostomidae. The coding region runs from base 235 to 1959 and encodes 574 amino acids. Gene Ontology annotation, biological process: peptide modification; glutathione catabolic process; regulation of immune system process. The record is from RefSeq and is a predicted model, not a curated record. The transcript is spliced from 13 exons. Gene Ontology annotation, molecular function: glutathione gamma-glutamate hydrolase.